UGAAUAAUGUGGUUCUCAGCCAUAACAUUAAAGAUCCCUUCUUAAAUUAAUCUGAAUGCCGUCUCAGUAGUCAGUGUAUUCCAGAACAGGUAGUAGGGGUUGCUGGCUGCCGCGUGGCCACGGUGGUGACGGGUGAAAAUUAGUUAUAAAUAUAUGUUGGAACAUGACGGAGUAUUGUUUUGUUUCAUGAAAUGAAACUACUAGGAGCGGGUUCAUAUAUCAAUUUGUUUAAGUGGGGCGAGGCCGCAAUUGAUCAGUAGAUGGCAAGUUCAAAGUUAAAUUGUUUAGGCCACCAAUUUUUACAGUUUCAACCAUCAAAAGCUUUGUCUUCCUGUAAAAAACUGGAAGAACUGCAAAAAAUCCAUUCUUUGUUAAUAGUGUGUGGACUCGAUAAAAUCAACUUGUUUUCAGGAAAGCUGAUAAGCAAAUAUGGGCAAUUCAGACACCCUUGUGCAUGUCUUUCUAUAUUUCGCCUUGUCUCACCCACCCAAAAUGUAUAUCUGUAUAAUACAAUUAUUAGAGCAAUGACCCAUAAUGCUCUUUUCUCUAAAGCUUUGAGCUUUUAUUUUCAAAUGUGGAACAUGAAAGUUCAGCCUGAUAGGUAUACAUUUCCAUCUCUUCUUAAUGCUUGUGCUGGUUUAUUGGAUGUUGAUAUGGGGAGUCUUGUGCAUGAUCAUGUUUUGCAAAUGGGGUUUUUCUCUGAUUUGUAUGCUGGGAAUGCUUUGAUUGAUAUGUAUGCAAGAUUUAAUGAGCUGGGCAAAGCGCGUAAUGUGUUUGAUAGGAUGCCUCACAGAGAUAUCGUUUCUUGGAAUACUAUUAUUUCAGGGUAUAGCUCAAAUGGUUACUGGGAGGAAGCACUCGACUUGUUUCAGGAGUCGAGAAAGUUGGGCGUGGUACAUGAUUUUGAUACCGUGUCAAGUGUUUUACCUGCGUGUGGUGGUCUAAUCGCCUUUGUUGAUGGCGAACGAGUUCAUGGGUUAGUAGAGAAGACUGGGAUGAGGGCUGAUACAGUUGUGAGCAAUGGUCUUCUUAGUAUGUAUUUCAAGUUUGAUAACUUAGCGGACUGCCGUAAACUUUUUGAUGAAACUGUGGCUAGAGACACUAUUUCGUGGAAUAUUGUCAUAUGUGGUUACUCUCAGUCAGGCCUGUAUGAAGAAUCAAUCAAGCUGUUUCAGGAAAUGGUGUCUAAAUUUGAGCCUGAUUUGUUAACAAUCACAUCCUUACUUCGUGCAUGUACUCACAUUGGGGAAUUGAGUUACGGAAAGUUUAUUCAUGAAUACAUGAUCCGGAAAGGAUACACGUGUGAUACUACAGCCAGUAAUAUUCUCAUUAAUAUGUAUGCAAAAUGUAGUGAUAUGGAGACUGCGAGGGAAAUAUUUGACAGAAUGAAAUGCUGGGAUUUGGUGUCAUGGAAUUCAUUAAUCAGCGGUUAUUUUAAAAAUGGUUGUUACAUCAAAUCUGUAAAUAUAUUUAAAAUGCUUAAAUUCGUGUUGGAGCCUGACUUUGUCACCUAUGUGACACUUCUUUCAAUGUCUGCUCAGUUGGUUGACCUAAGUCAAGUAAAGCAAAUUCAUUCUCAUAUUAAAAAGGUGGGAUAUGAUUCAUGUUUAGUUGUAGGAAAUGCUCUUGUGGACGCAUAUGCUAAAUGUUGCAGUACUGAGGAUUCCUUGACUCAAUUUGAGAGCAUGAAGUGUCGCGAUAUCGUAACUUGGAACUCUAUAAUUGCCGCAUUUGUUCAUUUUGAUGAAUGUAACAUUGGGUUCGAGAUGAUUACUCGAAUGCAAAGGGAGGGGGAAAGGCCAGAUGAAGCUACCAUGCUAGCUGUGCUUCCUAUCUGCUCUGUACUUUCAGCGAAGAGACAGGGAAAGGAGAUUCAUGCUUGUAUUUUGAGGUUAGGAUAUCAUCUACAUGUCCCAAUUGGGAACGCGCUAAUAGAAAUGUAUUCAAAGUGUGGUUCUUUGAAGAAUUCACUUAUAGUAUUCGAGAAUAUGAAAACCAAAGAUGUAGUUACAUGGACGUCAUUAAUCUCUGCAUAUGGGAUGUAUGGUGAAGGAAGGAAAGCUAUAAGUGCUUUUGAGGAGAUGAAGAGAACAGGUAUUAGUCCUGAUCAUAUCAUAUUUGUUUCUGUCAUACAUGCCUGUAGUCAUUCAGGUUUGGUGGAAGAAGGCCGGACUUUCUUCAAUCAGAUGAAGAAAGACUUUAACAUUGAGCCUCAAAUUGAGCAUUAUGCUUCUGUAGUUGAUCUUUUGUCACGAUCUGGAUUGUUAGCGGAAGCUGAGGAGUUCAUUUUGUCCAUGCCAUUCACACCGGAUGAAAGUAUAUGGGGAGCUUUACUUAGUGCUUGCCGAUCAAGUAGUGACAUCAAGAUUGCUGAACGUGUGUCAGAGUGUAUAGUUGAACUAAAUUCACAGGAUACCGGUUAUCAUAUAUUAGUUUCAAAUGUAUAUGCAACAUUAGGGAAGUGGGAUAAAGUGAAAACAAUUAGAAACUCACUGAAACAUAAAGGACUGAGAAAAGACCCUGGUUGUAGUUGGCUGCAGAUACAUGACAAGGUUUAUGUUUUUGGUGCUGGGGACAGACACCAUAAACAAUAUGAAGAGGUUAAUUUGUUUCUUGAUUCCCUCAGUAAUCUAGUGAGAAAGGAGGGGUAUGUUGCUGACUUAAAAUCUGUUUUGCAUGAUGUUGAUGAUGAUGAGAAGAGAGAUAUUCUUUGUGGCCACAGUGAAAGAAUUGCAAUUGCAUUUGGAUUGUUAAAUACAAAACCUGGUACUCCUCUGCAGAUUAUGAAGAAUUUGAGAGUAUGUGGAGAUUGCCACACUUUUACCAAGUACAUAUCAAAGAUUGUGCAACGAGAACUAUUAGUUAGAGAUGCAAAUCGCUUCCAUUUGUUUAAGGAUGGAGUCUGUAGCUGUAGAGACCUCUGGUGAUUAUAAAGAUUUAUUUCUUGUGGCGAGAUUCAAAGACCAGGCACUAGCCCUGGUACUGGAACACUAGCCUGCCUUGGCAGUACUCUGUUUCAUUUGGAGGUUCUACUUUCAGGAGAGGUGACUGUUACUUGAAUAAAUGCCUUUAAGCUUUGCUUUUGGGACUCUGCACAAUAGAACUAUACUCACAUUUUGAAGCUCUGUCCGAGUUCGUUGAAAUUAGGCUAUGUCAUGAAUGAGUAAUACAAUUGGUUUAGGUGUAACGUAAGCACUUUUUCACCCUUUCAUACUAUGGACGGAGACUGUUAGGUUGGAAUAUCAUGCUUUACAUUCUGGUGAGCCACCCUCAUCAGGGAAUAUUGAGAUGCUACCGAGAAAAUCUUGCUCUGUAUUAUCGUGGGUUGCCCUCACUAGGGAGCUCGAAGGAUCUUCUCAAAAAUAUCUUUCGGAAAGCCUUGUUGAGUUUGGUGGGUUGUCCUCAUUAGGGAGCAAAGCCGCACCUAGGCAUUUGAGGCAGAUAAUGGAACGAAGGUUAUGUUGGAUGGCUGUUAUGUUGAGUGUGGGAGAAUUCGAGUCCGAAUAUGAUUCGAAAAGCCCUAGACCGACCGACACGCUUCAAGGCCCGUGACUAGGCCUCAUCGCAUUGGGCCCCUUCCAGAAAUGCGGUUGAAGGGGAACUGAAUCCUAGUAGGUUUCUUAGACAACAAAAACUACAUGACUUGAUCCCCUGUAAAUAGAAGUACGUAAGCACAUUAUACGUAUUGGCAAUUCUUGAGAGAGCGAGAGACUUGAAGUGGAACUUUCCCAUUAUAUUGUCUUUAAAUGUAAUUUUCUACUUACAUUUUAUUAUCCGAGAACUGCCAUGAAAACCUGUAACCAAUAUGCCUUAAUGGUGAAAACAUGAUUAGCAAAGGCUCAAUCGUAGUUUUUUCUGGGUAUAGAUUGUAUAACAUGUCAAUGUUGUGCAGUAGUGGUGGCUAUAUAGAGCAUCAUAUCGCUGUUCAUUCUGUCUAACCAUUUAUUGAUUUUUGGAGGUCAUUUUUUUUUUUAUCUUAAUAUUCAUAAAUAUGCGCAUGCAAGUCGAAGAGUCCUAGCACCAAAUCAAGUUGUCUAUAUAUCAUAUGGUUAUGAUAAUUUCGAUUGAAGUAGUCUCCUUAUUAAUACCCAACCAUGACCGACGAAGUUACAUUGCCUUAAAAAUGUUAAAAGUAAAAAAGGUAAAGUAACCUUCAUCACGUUUUGGCCAAUAUAUAUGCAGAAUUGGAACUAGAACAGGGCCUUGGAGCUAUUUUAGAAGGGGGAGAAAGAAUGUUCUUUCUACAUGAGAACUGGUUCAUGCAAGUAUGGGAAAAGAUACAGGUUUCAUCAUCCGAAUCCUGCAACACCGGAAGGAGGUGACACUAUUUCACCAGGCUCCUGCUUACUGAACAUCACAAGGCAUUCUGCCUAUUCCCCAGCACUUUCGAUGAUCAUUUCAGCAAUUAGAUCCAGCUUCUAUGCACAUCCGCAGGGCCAGGUGAAAGUAGAUGAAUAUCCUGAAUGACUUGGACAGCCCAAUUGCAGUUUCUAACGGAGACGGCUAUCAAUCUUAGUGACAAAGGACUGCCUUUGCAACCUUGUCUCCUCACACUUUAGCCGUUUGGGUCGACCUGUAAGUGUGAUCAUUCAGUUGGUGGCACUGCAACUUCUCAGAUGGGGAUGAUCAAGGCCGUAUCCCAGAGUCUACUUGCUUUGCAGAUGAACAUGAGGAGUGGGAAACGGAGGCGAUGGGGUCUGCUUGAGUAUCAUACAGUAGUUGCAAAAAUCGUUUCUCGAAAGUAUUUUUUUUCUGGGAACAUGGUCAACCAUAAAUUCUUAUGUUCUCGAUUCUUCAUCCACCGAUGCAGAAAAUGCUCCAGUUUUCCAUUUUCAUAUGAGGCCGGAAAGUUUAUUGGCAACAAGUCGGCACGAAUAGUAACUGAUUACAAAACUCUGUGAAAUUUACAAAGUAAGUUUAGUUUUUUAUCUUAUUAUUAAUAAUAGUAUUAUAUCAUAGUGAUUACAAAUACUUAGAAAACUUUUUGUACUUUACCUCAGGUUGAGGUCUGCAAGACUUUUGAAGGAUAUUGUGAUGUUUUCCACUAAAUAAGACUAUGGUUGUAGAAUAAUCGGAUGCUGAUGUUGUUUCUUUGACCAUAUUUAUUUUGUAAUAGUUUGGGUGCGUGGAGGAUAAAACACAUGUCCAUGUUUACUUGUUGUUUCAUCUUUAACUAUUUCACUACUUUGUUAAAAAUUGUUUUCCAUUUUAUGGAAUCCCAAUGAUGAAACAACAAUUUUUGAAAAAUCUCAAUCAGGUGGGGGUUGAUUUUGCCCAAAUAGGAUUGUACUUUUUAGUUUUUAGAUGUGAUUUAAAUUAUGUUUGUUUACUUUCUUUUGGAGUUUGUUUGAAGAGAGUUGUUUGUUUUAUUUUGAUUUGAGGGGAGUCUUCUCUAAUAUAUUUUUUUAAACUUAUUUCAAAAUGAUACGAGAUAUUGCCCUCAACUACUCAACAAAAAAAAAUAACAUUGAAAUAUUUUUUUCAUGAGAGUCGGCCGCUCUAUCCUCCUCAAACCCUAGUCGCCUCCAUCUUCUUCUCCACCUCUUCUAUCCAUGUCUCUUCCUAUCUCCUUUCAUCCCGUCUCAAUUCUCUAGCCGUUCAUCCUCCAUCCACACACCACCUCUUCUUUUCUUUUCAAUUUCUAUCAAUAAUCCUCUUUGUUUGUUUCUUCUUCAAUAAAAUUUAGUUUUGUUUCACAAAAUUCGAGAAACUCAUUUGGGUUUUUCCGUUGUAUUGUGUCUGAGUUAUUGUUUAUGUGUUUGAGUGUCUCGCUUUGUGCGAUUUGUCUCGCUUUAUGCGAUGUGUUUGUGUUAAAAAUGAAAUUUACGGUGUAUUGGGAGAUCUGAAGAACUCGCAUCAACAACACUUUCGGCAGGUCUAUAGUUGGUGUCCGACAAGUAGAUAGCUGGGGUGCAUUUGGAACGGUGGUGAAAAUCGCAUGUGCUCACCUCUCACAAAAUAUAUCUGUUCAUAAUAUGAGGCCUCCAAACUCAGUUUUUGUAACUGAGUCCUCUGAACAUGACACUAUCCAUGAAAUUACUGUGAGGGUCAAUUGUGAAGCUACUGUUUUCAGAAGAGAUGCCGGUUGGAUUGCUCAGGAAGCCAUCAUCUUCAUUUUUAAUUUUGAGAAUAUUUGUAUUCAGUUAGUUAAGCAAUCCGGAAACAAAGCGACUAAUUAUUUAGCUCGUUUAUUUGUUCUUCAACCUGAUUGCAUGAUCAAUGGGGGGUUUGUCCCGAUUGAGUCUUUUUCGUAUUAAUCCGCUCUAUAUUUUGGCAAAAAAAAAUAAAAAAUAACAUUGAAAUAUAAUUAAAUGUUGAUUUACUCUCACACUUUUGUAAAAUUAUAUUCCAGCAACAAAUACAAAAUUAAAUGCCUCAAAAAUUAUAGAUCAUAUAGAAUUUUUUUUAAAUACUUUAUAUUUUAUUUUUCUCCUCGCGCGUUUCCCCCACUAGAAAUUGAUUCCCAUGGUCGAAGUUAAUAGUCUAUAACAUGAGACUUAUCCACACAAGUAACGGAGAUCAUAUGAAAGCUCUAGAAUACUAUACUAUACUAUAAUAAGCCAACAUAGGGAUAAUUUGUAGUCCUACUUUUUCUUCUCUUUUUUUGGUUUCGUCUCGUCUCGAUGCUACGCUGAUGUUAAAAACAGUUUCCUAUUAGUACUCUCUCUCCGAGCAGAGAUUGACUUUGCAGACAAUACUAACAGUCCGCUAAUUAGCCCGCUGUAGAUACAGAAAAUAUAACAAAAACCCAUAUACAAAAACUCUUUAAAACCUCAAAAUUUUUGAAGAAUUGAAGCGAUGGGAGCUUAUAUACCCUAUUAUGGAACAGAGUUUGUGCCGGAUGUGAUUGCAAGUUUGGGUUUGGUUUUGUUUGCUGGGUUUGAGGUUCUUAUCAAGUCUGGGCGGCCUCAAGAUCGUAAGCAUGCUGCGAAAAUAUACCCGGUGGUAAAAAAUCAGCACCUAUUGCUUUGCACACUUUUGAUUGGUAAUUCUUUAGCAAUUCAUGUGCUACUUUUCAUUCUAUCUCUCAACAACACUACUUAAUUCAUCUCCCAUGAAGGUAUGUUCUGCAACAUAUAUAUGAAUAUGAGUUCUCUAUGUUCUAAAUAAGUAGCUUUCUUUGUUAUCCAUUGUUUAUUUAUCUUAAGUUAAGCAGUUUUUUUGUUGUAUUGGAUAUUGUAAUUUUUAUAAGCUGGUGAUUAAUUUGUCAAACUACUUUGGUGUUAUAUCAUUUUGAUUCUCAAGGCAUUUCAUAUAUAUAUUUUUAUAAUUAAUAUUGGAUAUAUCUCACACUUUGCGAACAUCUGCGAGUGAAUGAUUUGUUCAGCUGCUUCUAAGGAAAGGUUCGGAGCAGAUAAUUGGCUGAUACAAUUCCCUUCUGUCCUCCAAAGAUCAUUACUGACCACGGUCUUCUGUUGUGGGACAGUGGAAUUCAAUUUAGACGAACUCGGCCUGUUCUCUGUUUGAAGGAUAUUGUGGCGAUUCAUCCGACUCAAUACGCGUCUGAAAGGAUUAUUGGUCGAUUGAAGCUUAUUAAACAAGGAACUCCGUUGUUCAUGGUUGUGUAUUUUUUUGUAGACAUGGAUUCCGUACAAAGGACAGAGCUCAAAUGCGAGGGUUUCUGAAAAUGACAGGAAUCUUUAUACUAUAAGGGCAGUGCCUUUUACAGAGAUUAGGUCGAUUCGCAGGCACACUUCUACCCUUGGGUGGCAAUACGUAAUUGUUGUUCUGUCAUCAGGUUUAGCUUUUCCUCCUCUUUAUUUUUAUAAUGGAGGAGUUCAAGAUUUUCUUGCUACAAUAAAAGAAACAUGUUCAUCUUGUCAGGUUUUUUGCUAUGUUUUGUGAACUGUGUUGCAAGUAUUCCAGCAGCUGGAAAUUGAUUAUGUGAUCGGAGAGAGUCACAAAGAGUUGUUGCCUAAUUCUUCUGAUCCUGCUGCUAUUAUUCGAAUCUUUGGCGUCACAAGAGAAGGUAUCAUACUGAUAUGCAUCUUUCUAGCUUCUCACAAAAGAGACCCAAUCAAAUCCUCAGGUCAACUCCUCCACCCCAUCUCUACUUACAUGCUCUCUAUAUCUCUAUUAUAUUUGCUACCUAUCUAUUGUUCAAAUUAGUGCUUUUAUGGGGUUUGUCCAACUCCAAUAUAUUGUAUGUUUAAUUUAAUUAUUGAUAGUAUCAAACUGAUAAUUGGGCUAUUUUUAUUAUUAAUGUUCAGAUUCUUGGGUUAUGUUUGUUUACAAUGAUUAUAAUCUUAGGACUAUUAUUGAUUAAUGAUUACUGUAUAGUUCUUUUUCAGGGAAGGUUAAUCGAAUUUUUCCCCAAGGUGGUAUUAUAUCUGGGGAAAUGAACUUCGAAUUGGCUGACAUUUGAAGAACAAUUUUGCAGUGAUUAUCCUUUUUUUCUCAAACAGAAUUUGUAUAUUAAUCACAUUUCCAUUUCUGGCAGAGUAAUUGAAAAACCUCCUCAUCUCUAUGAUUGUGCUGCAGAUUUGCUAUGCAUGAAUUGGGUCUUUCCUCUCGGAAGCCUUACAAGAAAUGUGCAAGCUCAAGAAUUACUAAAGAAUGAAGUUCGAGUCAUCCUUGGACCCCAAACUACUCCUGAAACAAAUUUUGUUGUUGAGCUUGGAGCAAAAUCUCAAGUUCCUAUUGUCUCCUUUUCGGCAACAAGCUCUUAUCUAUCACCUGUGCGGAGCCCUUACUUCAUUCAGAUGGCAGGGGCUGAUUCUUCUCAAUUGAAAGCUAUUGCUUCCAUAUUUAAAGGAUUUGGAUGGAAGGAAGUCAUCUUUGUCUACGAAGACACUGGCUACCAAGAUGGAUUGAUUCAAUAUUUAAGUGAUGCAAUGAGGGAGGCCGGCAUUCAGAUAUCUAUGUCAAGUGCUAUUUCUAUUUCUGCUAAUGAUUUACAGAUAGAAGAAGAACUUCUCAAGUUGAAAUCAGCUUCAAGUAGGGUGUUCUUGGUUCAUAUGGCUCCCCCCUUGGAUCACGAUUUUUUCUUCAGGCAGACGCUGCAGGAAUGAUGAGUGAAGGAUAUGCAUGGUUAACUAUUGAUGGUUCGAAUACGUUUGCUUCUAUGGAUGCUACAGUUAGAGAUGCAAUGCAAGGUGUUCUGGGCAUAAGGCCUUAUGUACCCAAGUCAACAAAGCUUACAGCUUUUAAAAUGAGGCGGGGAAGGGAAUUGCAAUGCACGAAGCCUAAAGCUGAGCUUAAUAUUUUUGGAUUAUGGGCAUAUGAUGUAGUUUGGGCAUUAGCUAUGGAAGUAGAGAGGGUGACACCAGAUCAUAAUGCAGACCAUAAAUAAAAUUUAGGCAUUUCUGAAUUAGGCCCAACAUUUUUGAAAGAACUCUUGCGCACUAGGUUCAAGGGCUUAAGCGGAGAAUUCAGUCUGGUAAAUCGCCAGUUGCAGAUAUCAGAUUUUGAAAUACGAAAUGUAAUAGGGAAUGGAGAGCGAUCGAUAGGCUAUUGGACCCCAGACAGAGGAUUGUCGAGAGAUCCAGAUUCAUUGAACAUAUCUUCGACAUAUUCAACUUCUGUAAAUGUUUUGAGAAGCAUCAUUUGGCCUACAGAUUCAACUUUCAAGCCGAUGUAUUGGGCAGUACCCACAUCAGGGAAGAGAUUGAAAGUGGGGGUUCCAGUGAAAGAUGGUUUUACUGAAUUUGUGAAACUUCAGCAGUUUCAAAAUACUGCGGAGUAUAAUAUCACCGGUUUUUGUGCAGAUGUAUUCCGAUAAUUAUUAUUAAAUUUGCCAUUCAAAAUUGAGAAUCCUCAAUAUAUCCCUUAUUAGAACCUGACUACAGGAAGUGCUGGGAGUUACGAUGAUCUUCUUACACAGCUUGAAGAAAAGGUGUGGUGAUUCUAAUAUUGGAGCACCGUGCAAAUGACCCGGGAAAACUUGAAAAGGUGAUUUGGUUUCCAUUUGGCUCUCUUGUUUUUGCUGAAAGGAAUUUGGUUACUAGCAAAUGGUCUCAAUUUGUAUUUGUGAUCUGGCUGUUUACGGCAUAUAUUGUGAUGUAGAGUUACACAGCCAACUUAUCUUCAAAUAUGGCUAUUUCUUGGCUACAACAUUCAACAGACAAGCUUUAUUGUAUUGGUUUCCAAGAUGGUUCUUUCGUGAAGGAGAUACUAAUCAAGAGAUUGGACUUCAACAUAUCGAGAAUUAAGUCUUAUGCAAGUGUGGAGCAAUAUCAUGAUGCUCUUUCCAAGGGAUGCCAGAACGGAGGAGUUGAUGCUAUACUUGAUGAGCUUCCCUCCAUCAAGAUCUUUCUUGAUAAAUAUGGUAGAACCAAUCCUAUAUUGCCAUCUGUUUCAUCAUUUCAUGUAAGGAAAUUGUUAAUGUUUCCUAACUGAGAAUCAAGUCUUUUCACUUCCAACUAAGCCAAUAUCAUUCUUAGACUUGUAUUUUGAAAUUAAUUUUGUUAAUGUGUAACUGUGUAAGUAACUAGUGUGCCAAUGCCAAAUAAAUGUUGUUCUGGGUAA
Molecule: messenger RNA, 10467 nt
Organism: Daucus carota subsp. sativus
Lineage: Eukaryota; Viridiplantae; Streptophyta; Magnoliopsida; Apiales; Apiaceae
Product: pentatricopeptide repeat-containing protein At3g03580
Exons: 15
Coding region: 261-2927 (888 amino acids)
Biological process (GO): chloroplast RNA modification
Cellular component (GO): chloroplast
Molecular function (GO): protein binding; zinc ion binding
Source: RefSeq, a predicted model, not a curated record